Formica exsecta is the source of this 1840-nucleotide messenger RNA. RefSeq names its product syntaxin-12 (gene Syx13). The transcript has 6 exons. Gene Ontology annotation, biological process: intracellular protein transport; vesicle fusion; vesicle-mediated transport. Gene Ontology annotation, cellular component: endomembrane system; membrane; SNARE complex. Bases 157 to 966 code for a protein of 269 amino acids. The record is from RefSeq and is a predicted model, not a curated record. NCBI's taxonomy places the organism in Eukaryota, Metazoa, Arthropoda, Insecta, Hymenoptera, Formicidae. Gene Ontology annotation, molecular function: SNAP receptor activity; SNARE binding.
UCACGCGGCCGUUGCGUCAGAACGUUUGGGCAACUGUCAGUUUCUGAGCCAAUUCGUGCAGGAAGACACUUUUCUACGCGUUUUUAAAUGUAAUUCCACACGGGACGAUUUAUAUUUAUACGUUUAAGGACACUUGUGAUAAAGAACGGACUCAGAAUGGCUCAGCGCUCGCAAAACUAUGGAUCUACGGAUCAACGGGUGGAUGUACCUGAAAUAGGAUUUAGUCCUACUGAACUUUAUAGUCUCAGCGAAAAUAUUACCACUAACAUAUAUACGAUUAACACAAGUUGGAAAACUUUGGAAAGAGCUUAUAAAAACAUUGGAACCAGUAAGGAUAAUCAAGGUUUAAGAGACAAAGUACAUGUAACACAAUUAAGUACCAAUCAGGUGGUCACACAGACAAGUAAGGACAUAGCAAGACUAACGGUAUUGAUGAGACGCGGAGAUAAACAGCAGAAAUUACAAAUUGAAAAACUCACAACAGACUUUAAAGAUGCGUUACAGAGAUAUUCUGAUAUGCAAAAGUCAAUUGCAGAAAAGAUGAAGAGACAUAUUUUAGCUAUAACUAAUCUAGAAAAUUCAAUGGAUGGGGAGGACGCUGAAGAGACACAACGGCUACUUCAAGUACAGGAACAACAACAUAGGACUACACACAGAACACUCGAGUUUCAACAAGGACUACUGUUAGAGAGAGAAGAUAGGAUUAAACGAAUUGAGGGAGAUAUUCUGGAUGUGAAUCAAAUUAUGCGCGAACUCGCAGCAUUGGUGCAUCAACAAGGUGAUACUAUUGAUACGAUCGACAACCAUAUAGAGAAUAUACACGGCAACGUGGAGUUAGGAGCGCAGGAACUUGUGAAGGGAAGUAAUUACCAAAGUAAAUUUCGUCGGAAAGUUUACAUCUUGUUGUUACUUGCGAUUAUAGUUGCCAUUGUAUUAACUGUUAUUCUAGUCAUUAAAUUAAGUUAGCGCCCCUAGCCUCUGUGCGGGUUUUACCAAUAAAUAAAAAGGGUUGUCUCAAUCUGUUCAUAAAAUUAAUUAAAGUAACUUCUUUAAAGUUCAUCUUGGUUUCUCUAUUUCUAUACAUUGGAAAUGCAAAUAUGAGGAGAGUAUAGAGACUUAUUUUAUAUCUGCUUACGAAUAUAAAUUAUCUCUUGUAUUUUUGAAGAGAUACGUUAGACAUUUUUAAAUUUUAUAAAACGAUAUUUCACGUGCAAAAAAUAAAAUGAAUUUUAGGCUUUUUUCUUAAUUCUAUUUUUACACUUCCUAUACAGGCGCGAAUUAUUGCUAUUACUGAGUAAAUUAUUGAAGCAUAUCGACAAAAGAGAUAUCAUGAUAUCUUUAUCGCAACUCGCACCUUUAUUUAUGAUAUCUCAUACAUAAAAUACUUAUGUCGAUACUUUUUAUAUUAAUAUAAAUUUAAUAUUUUAAGUUUUUUUAUGUUUAAAAUAUAAAUUAUAUAAAUAAUAUCAUAAUUCUAAAAACAUCCUAUAUGUCAUAAAUAUUGUCAAAUAUAUGUCAUAUUAUAUUGACAAAGAGAUUGUUGGGAAAACUCUUCUCAUGUUGUAUGCUUCAAUUACUUUAAAAUACGUAAUAGUGAUACAUAAAUCAAUAAUGAAAUUAACAAAAAUUUGUUAAUAUCUUUUUAUAGCUCCAAAAAUUGUAUAUUGUUGAUACUAUGUAUUAACUCGACUGAUGCGUUUCUUUAGUAAAAAAUGUAUCUAUAUUUAAAAUAUUAUGUAAAAGAAUUAAGUUCUGUAAAACUAUUUGUAAACAGAUUUAUAUAAGUAGGCAGAGGAUUCAAGUUUUUUUUGCAUAUAGACAUCAAGCUGCGCAAAUGAAA